AUGGACUACAGGAAGAUGGCACGCUUCUCUUCCAGUGUGAUUUUGAUCAUGGCCUUUUCCAAAGCUUUUGAACUGGGAUUAGUUGCUGGGUUGGCCCACAAACUUACACGUCCAUCUCGGGGAGACCUGGCCUCCAGAAACGACAGCAUUCGGUCCCAGGAGGAGCCUUCAGUUCGUCCUCGAUCUGUCGUGUUCGUGCCAUCCAUAGGAAUACAGGACAAGAAGGAGCUGAACAGAAGCUGCUGUCUGAAUGGGGGCACCUGCAUGCUGGGGUCCUUUUGCGCCUGCCUCCCCUCUUUCUACGGCCGGAACUGCGAGUAUGAUGCGCGCAGAGAGAACUGUGGGACUGUGCCCCAUGACACCUGGCUGUCCAAGAAGUGCUCCAUGUGCAAAUGCUGGCGCGGUGAGCUCCGCUGCCUUCCUCAGCCAUUUCUACCUGGGUGUGGCGGCCAUGUGAUGGAUGAGCACCUCGAUGCUUCCCGGACUCCAGAAAUACCACUGUCUGCGUGGAUCACUUUUAUGUUAGCUGGCAUCUGCCUUUCUCUACAAAGUUUACUAUUAAUGGACAUUUGA
Molecule: messenger RNA, 573 nt
Organism: Propithecus coquereli (Coquerel's sifaka)
Lineage: Eukaryota; Metazoa; Chordata; Mammalia; Primates; Indriidae
Gene: CRIPTO
Product: teratocarcinoma-derived growth factor 1
Exons: 6
Coding region: 1-573 (190 amino acids)
Source: RefSeq, a predicted model, not a curated record